AAAUCUUUCCCUUUUGAUUAUAGCAAAAUAUAGAAACUAAAUUAAAGGCUAAUAUUAUUCACAAACUCUGCUGAAAAACUACAUCAGCAACACACCCAAAAUGGAAGCCUCGGCUGCACUCAGCAGUAGAGGAAUUCCUGUUGUAAAGUUUCAAUGUUUUUCACAUAAUACUUUCAAUGGAACAAGGGCAAUGCAGGUUUUAUCUAUGGCCUCUAAGAAAUCCAACUCGUCAUCAUCCACCAAAACCACUGGCUCUAAAAAGGGUAAUCCGGUGAAGCUGCUGACGCGGGUGGAGCAGCUGAGACUGCUGACAAAGGCAGAGAAAGCAGGGUUACUUUCAGCAGCAGAGAAAGCAGGAUUGUCAUUAACAACAAUAGAGGAACUAGGUCUGCUGUCAAAGGCUGAAGAGUUGGGUGUAUUAUCAGCAGCAACAAACCCGGAAACCCCAACAACCCUUUUUACGCUUAGCCUGGGGCUCUUACUUCUUGGCCCUGCUUUCGUUUUUCUGGUACCUGAGGAUCACACCUGGGAGAUAGCUGUCCAGGUUUUGGUUGCACUGCUUAGUGUUGUCGGAGGAUCUGCAGCUUUUGCUGCUUCGAAUCUUGUAGCAAACCUACAGAAUGUCGAAUAAUUUUUGCUGGAGAAAUAAUAUAUGCUCUUUAUUUGCGUAUUUA
Molecule: messenger RNA, 674 nt
Organism: Chenopodium quinoa (quinoa)
Lineage: Eukaryota; Viridiplantae; Streptophyta; Magnoliopsida; Caryophyllales; Amaranthaceae
Exons: 2
Coding region: 101-631 (176 amino acids)
Source: RefSeq, a predicted model, not a curated record